Gryllus bimaculatus (two-spotted cricket) is the source of this 1810-nucleotide messenger RNA. The record is from the annotation of a GenBank genome assembly. Lineage: Eukaryota; Metazoa; Arthropoda; Insecta; Orthoptera; Gryllidae.
CAGACAACAUCUGGCGGCACAACUGGGUACCUUAUCACCAACAUUGGUGUUCGCGAUCUACGACAACCGAGCAGCGAAAUGGCUACGACUUUGGUUAGGUGCAGGGAAAUAGUGCGAAAAGUUAGUGUCAUUGCCUUGAAAAAUCAAUUUGACAAUUGUAUGAGUCAAGGGUUUCGAGCGCAGAGUACUGUCGCAAGAUCACUUGUAUAUCCCGAAUAUGGAGAACCUUCGAAAGUGAUACAACAAUUGGAGCAACCUCUUGCAGCACCCAAGGAUAAUGAGGUGGUGCUGCGCAUGCUGGCCGCGCCGGUGAACCCGGCCGACAUCAACACGAUCCAGGGCGCGUACCCGCUGAAGCCGCCGCUGCCGGCGGUGGCGGGCAACGAGGGCGUGGGCGAGGUGGUGGCGACGGGCGGCGCCGUCAAGGCCCUGUGCGUGGGCGACCGCGUCGUGCCCAAGCACACGGGCUGGGGCACCUGGCGCACGCACGCGCUCUGCAGGGAGGACGACCUCAUCAAGAUAUCCAAGAAGCUGGGAAUUAUAGAAGCAGCUACGCUUACAGUGAAUCCUUGCACAGCAUAUCGGAUGCUGAAAGACUUUGUAAAACUGAAGCCUGGAGACACAGUGAUUCAGAAUGCUGGCAACAGUGCUUGUGGCCAAUAUGUUAUACAACUUUGUAAAGUUUGGGGACUGCGAAGCAUCAACAUAGUUCGAAAUAGAGCCAAAAUUGAUGAACUGAAGUGUUUCUUAACUGAUCUAGGUGCUACAUAUGUAAUUACGGAAGAGGAAACUAAAAAACUGGAUUUAUUCAAAAGUGGAACGGAACCCAAACCAAAACUUGCUCUCAAUGCAGUUGGAGGCAAAAAUGCAAUGGAGAUGCUCCGGCAUUUGGACAACGGAGGUUAUAUGGUCACUUAUGGAGGCAUGUCUCGUGAACCAGUGAUGUUACCCACCUCGGCACUCAUUUUCAAAGAUAUCCGAUGUGUGGGGUAUUGGAUGUCAAGAUGGAGCAAGAUAAAUGUAGAUAGUGAUGAACGGCGUCGAAUGUUUGAUGAGCUGAUUGGACUAAUGGUUGCCAAGCAAUUGAAAGCUCCUCUUCAUACUGUUAUACCCUUUACACAGUUUCAGGAGGCACUGUCAAACACAAUUAACCCUAAAGGAUUUGCGGGAACUAAAUACAUUCUUGAUUUCCAAUGUCAGUAAAUUAUUUUGUGCAUUUAUAUUUAAAUACACAUUGUGCAUUUUUUUGCUUAUGUAUUCCUUUGUACAGUUCCGGGAGUUUCUGCAUUGUGCUGUGAAAUAUUUUUAGACAGAGAUUAAAUAACAUUCACUGAAUCAAUAUGUGAAUUUAAAUAUUUGUGUUUUCAUUAAAAUAACAUGUUACCCAGUUUCCUUAGUUCAUUCGUUCUACUCUUCAUGUCACCAUUUGAAGCUAUUAGUGGUCAAGUUAAUUGAUAUGAGUGGCAACCCUCAGCCAGAUACCAAUUUAGAAGUGAAAAAUAUUUAAAAAUUUAAUUUAAUUAAUACCUUGUAAAAUUAUUUGAAGUUGUCACAAAGGUGCAUAUUUUUUAAUUUGGGAGAAAAUUUUUAUAAUUGAAUUUUUCUUUAACUUCUUUUCUUAACUUCCAAUCACUGCUAUAGUACUUCCUUCCAUAUAACUCAUACAGUUCUUAUUGUUUCUUUGGCAAUAAACCUCAUCUUCACAAAACCCCUUAAGUGUGCUACUGACGAAGAAGGAAUUACUCCUAGCCUUACAUCAAAAAAUUAUACAAGAAUACAGUACCAAUAUUUAGGACUACAUUGAUUAAAA